This is a messenger RNA of Arachis duranensis, 1353 nucleotides long. Its product is annotated as peroxidase 20. The record is from RefSeq and is a predicted model, not a curated record. Gene Ontology annotation, molecular function: peroxidase activity; heme binding. The coding region runs from base 239 to 1243 and encodes 334 amino acids. Gene Ontology annotation, biological process: hydrogen peroxide catabolic process; response to oxidative stress. Lineage: Eukaryota; Viridiplantae; Streptophyta; Magnoliopsida; Fabales; Fabaceae. The transcript is spliced from 3 exons.
GAAAAACAAUCUCCAAAACAGAAGUUAAGAAAAUGCAAUUAGGUGAUGGUAGUUGCAUCAACUCUUGGUUAAACCGAAAGCACCUGAAAAAUUUCUGCAGUGCAAGAGUUUGGUUUGACAAUGCAGAAACAAAUUGAAAUCAAAUGGUACAAGAAAACAUCUUUAUCAGAGUGGUUGCUAGCUACUUAAGUAUCAAUCAACACAUUGAGAAACAACAGGAUCAGUACAUUUUUCAUCAAUGGAGCAUAUGAAACUCUUAUUGAUCUUAAUUACUGUUCUGCUCAACACACCAAGUCUGACUCGGAGCGUCGAUGAUGUUCUUGUUCAUGAGUACUACCAAGACAAGUGUCCCUUGGCUGAAGAGAUAGUGAGACACAAUGUUGAAGUAGCAGUGUUGAAAGAUCCUCGUCUGGCAGCAUCAUUACUGCGACUACACUUUCAUGAUUGUUUUGUGAUGGGGUGCGACGCAUCGGUGCUUUUGGACAGCGUUGAAGGGAUGGCAAGCGAAAAAGAAGCAGGACCAAACAAGGAUUCACUGCGUGGAUUUGAGAUCAUAGACAAGAUCAAGUUCUUGCUUGAAGAGGAAUGCCCCCUAACAGUUUCUUGUGCAGAUAUUCUUGCACUUGCAGCUCGCGAUGCAGUUCAACUGAGAGGAGGACCGAGAUGGGACGUGUUGCUUGGGAGAAAAGACUCUCUAGAAUCGAGUUUCAGCGGCGCAAACUUGUUUAUCCCAGCUCCAAAUUCCUCCUUGGAAGCUCUCAUCAACAACUUUGCGCAGCAGGAACUCGACAUAGGAGACUUGGUAGCUCUAUCAGGUAGCCACACCAUUGGAAGAGCAAGAUGUGUGAGCUUCAGGCAAAGAAUCUAUGAACCGAAGCAGGAAUAUCACUAUGGCUAUGAUCACUAUAAGCGUUACACAAGCUUCCGAAGGAUCCUACAGUCCGUGUGCCCCAUUACUGGAAGGGACAACAAAUUUGCACCGUUGGAUUAUGAGACCCCAAACAGGUUUGACAACCAUUACUUCAUUAAUAUUCUACAAGGGAAUGGUUUGUUAGGCUCUGAUAACGUGUUGAUUAGUCAAGAUUACGAUGGUAGAAUUACGGAGCAGGUUUGGGCUUAUGCCGCCAAUGAAGACCUUUUCUUUAAGUCGUUUGCUAGAUCCAUGAUCAAGAUGGGGAAUAUUAAUGUACUUACUGGAAAUGAAGGGCAAAUUAGGCAAAAUUGUAGGUUCGUCAAUGCUUAGUUUGACUUUGAGAAUUUCUAUUUUAUGUUUAUUCUAUUUCAUAGAAUAUAAGUUUUGUUUUUCUUUCGGUCAUGUAAAAUCCUCAAUAAUGUUUUCUUUCAAUUUUAUUA